Molecule: messenger RNA, 726 nt
Organism: Symbiodinium necroappetens
Lineage: Eukaryota; Dinophyceae; Suessiales; Symbiodiniaceae
Source: the annotation of a GenBank genome assembly
AUGGCCCUCCGCCUGGUUUCGAAGAAGUUCAGAAUGUGGAGCAGCGACCAGCUCCUCCUGAAGUACCCCCGGAACCUUUGUUCGGGGCCAAGUCUUUCGGUGCAGCUAGCCGUGAAAGUCGUGUGGGUGAAUGUGACCAGACUCAACAUGAUCGCAACGAUGGCGGUCGCGAGACCACUCGGCGAGAGUGGACAAGCUCCGACAGGAGCUUAUGGGACGAUUGGCGCUCCUCGAGCUGGGGAAAUGCUUGGGAUGGCGCUAAGCAAGACGACUUCGCCGCCGGCUGGGGCCGACGAUCUAGCUGGGAAUCGACUAGGGCAGGUUCUGACCCAUGGACUAACGGCAAAGGAGACCGUCAUCCCCAAGACGACCGUCGAGACCGACGCGCCGGUCCCCGGGCAGAUGGUCGAGAUUGCCGCGGAGCUGACUACGAUCACGCAGACCGACGUCAUCAAUGGAAGGACAGCGGUAGCGACCUUAGCGGGCGACGUUGCGGAUGGAGCGAUGACCAUGCGAGCCACUCAUCUUGUGGAGGUGAUGAUCAUGGAGUGGCUUGGAAUGGAUGGAGCCAUUUCGGCAACGGGAACGGCUUCGGCGGAACAGCCGGAGAAGCUAACUUCGGGAGCCGUAGUGGUCAAGGCCCUUGUCUUGUACCAGAACCUCGGCGGGAAGGCUUGGGUGGCUGCAGAGGAGCUUUCGGUUGCAAAGCUGGGAUCUCCUACCGGG